AUGUGGAACUGCCCCAAGUUUGUCGAAGAACCGAUCAUCGAUGCAACUCGUGUGGUCCACCCACUGUCGAAGCUUGUUACAGAGCAUUUCGUGGCGAAUACUGUGAGUUCUGGUGGUGAUUCUACAAGAAUCAAAGUCUUCACAGGACCAAAUGCAUGCGGCAAGAGUAUUUACCUGAAACAGGAAGUUGGCCUCUCGUUGCUAGCGUCGACUAUAUCUUACUGGGCUGCGAAGGGACAAACCGGCUGCCCUCAUGUUUUCGUUUCAUCCCACUUUCAUGCUCUGCCAAACUUUGUAACUGAUGAACAGGAAGUCGUCUCUUACCAUACAAUGGAAGUGCGUUGUCGAGGAGCAGAACUCGAUUUUCAAUAUCGACUUGUUGACGGUGUGGUGGAUUCAUCAUACGCAGCAUACAUAGCCUGCAAAAUGGGAAUACCAUAUGAUGUUGGAGACCGUGCAAAGCAGGUACGCAUUGUUUUUCUGAAGUGA
Messenger RNA from Cooperia oncophora, 489 nucleotides. Lineage: Eukaryota; Metazoa; Nematoda; Chromadorea; Rhabditida; Trichostrongylidae. The record is from the annotation of a GenBank genome assembly.